AUGGUAGUGAACGGUCGGGCGAUGUUCCGUCCCGUGUACUGGCGAUGGUUGGCCACAAUGCUGUUCCCCACGUGGCUAUUGGAUUGGCUGAACAUUCACUCCGAGACCAACGAUAAGUCGAUCGACUAUUUCUGUCAAUUCACGCGACAAUUGAUGCGUUUGAAGGAAAAGGAAGGAACGGAACACAACCGGGAAUUCAAUGAUUUUAUUAAUCUUCUCACAAAACAUAAUAACAUGAAAAGAGAAUUCGAUGGAAGCAAACAACAGACAGAAGUGGAUGAAAGCGAUGGUGAGCUGAACCCACUCGACGCCGACACACAGGCGGACGGCAAGAAACGGACGACUAAACAGUCGACUCACCGGCCGAUGACAGACGAGGAGGUGAUCGCACAGGUAUUCUCAUCGCUGACGGGCGGCUUCGAGGCCGGAAACAACGCUCUCGCGUUCGCAACACUCGAGUUAGCCCUCCAUCCGGACAUUCAGGAGCGGGUGUACGACGAGGUCGUGUCCGUCACCGGGGAGUCCGGCGACGGCCGCAUAGACUACGAAACGUUGGCUCGAAUGCCAUACUUAGACGCUGUGGUCAGCGAGACUCAGCGCCUUCACUCGGCUGCUCUGCGCCCGACCCGCGUGGCCGCUAUGGACCACACAUUGGGCGACACUGGCAUACAUGUACGUAAGGGACAGACUAUUGAACUAAUGGCGUACGCUAUGCACCGGUCGGACGAGUACUGGCCCGGCGCCGACCAUUUCGAUCCUAAGCGUUUUAUGCCAGAAAACAAGGCUAAUAUUAAUCCGUAUGCGUACAUACCGUUCGGCGCCGGCCCCCGGGCCUGCAUUGGCCAACGCUUCUCACUGAUGAUGAUUAAGUUAGGUGUGGCCCGAAUGAUCCGGGCGUUCAAGUUUAGGCCGUGUGAGCGAACACGAGUGCCCACACCUCUGAUCAAGAAUAUGCGUUUCAAAGCGGCUCAAGACGUAUAUCUGUCCGUCGAGUCACGUGCUUAA
Medioppia subpectinata is the source of this 1005-nucleotide messenger RNA. NCBI's taxonomy places the organism in Eukaryota, Metazoa, Arthropoda, Arachnida, Sarcoptiformes, Oppiidae. The record is from the annotation of a GenBank genome assembly.